Anarrhichthys ocellatus (wolf-eel) is the source of this 3582-nucleotide messenger RNA. It is a transcript of the gene rhbg, whose product is annotated as Rh family B glycoprotein. Bases 185 to 1561 code for a protein of 458 amino acids. Gene Ontology annotation, biological process: ammonium homeostasis; ammonium transmembrane transport. Lineage: Eukaryota; Metazoa; Chordata; Actinopteri; Perciformes; Anarhichadidae. Gene Ontology annotation, cellular component: plasma membrane. The transcript is spliced from 10 exons. The record is from RefSeq and is a predicted model, not a curated record. Gene Ontology annotation, molecular function: ammonium channel activity.
UCUUCUUCUUGUUCUUCUUCUUCUUCUUCUUUCACCCUCUCUCACACACACACACACCACACACACACAUACACCAGCCUCCUGGCUCUGCACUGAGGACUCUCCGGCGUGUGUGUGAGAGAGACAAAACUUUUUUGUGCUGGAUCUUUAAAGCCCCCUCUCAUCCCCUCAGUUAGAGAAAAACAUGACAGAUGCGGCAACCAACAUGCGACUGAAGCUGCCGAUCGUCUGCUUCAUCCUGCAGAUCAUCCUCAUCAUCCUCUUCGGUGUUCUGGUGCAGUAUGACCACGACACAGACGCCAAGGAAUGGCACAACAUGAACCAAUCUGAUUAUGACAACGACUUCUACUACCGUUACCCAAGUUUCCAGGAUGUGCAUGUGAUGAUCUUCAUCGGUUUCGGCUUCCUCAUGACCUUCUUGCAGCGCUACGGCUUCAGCAGCGUGGGCUUCAACUUCCUGAUCGCAGCCUUCUCCCUGCAAUGGGCCACGCUCAUGCAGGGCUUCUUCCACGGUAUGCAUGGAGGCAAGAUCCACAUCGGAGUGGAGAGCAUGAUCAAUGCUGAUUUCUGCACGGGCGCUGUGCUCAUCUCAUUUGGAGCCGUUUUGGGUAAAACCAGCCCUGUCCAGCUGCUGAUCAUGGCGAUUUUCGAGGUCACGCUGUUUGCUGUCAAUGAGUUCGUCCUGCUGUCCGCUCUUGGGGCUAAAGAUGCAGGCGGCUCCAUGACCAUCCACACGUUUGGAGCCUACUUCGGCCUUAUGGUGACCCGGGUCCUGUACCGGCCCAACCUGAAUAAGAGCAAGCACAGGAACAGCUCCGUCUACCAUUCUGACCUGUUUGCUAUGAUCGGUACCAUCUACCUGUGGAUGUUCUGGCCCAGCUUCAACUCUGCCGUCACAGCUCACGGAGACGACCAGCACCGCACGGCCAUGAACACCUACUACUCCCUGGCAGCCUGCACUCUGGCCACAUACGGCAUGUCCGCCCUGACGGCGCACGACGGCAAGCUGGACAUGGUCCACAUCCAGAACGCCGCCCUGGCCGGUGGAGUCGCAGCAGGAACAGCUGGUGAAAUGAUGCUGACGCCGUACGGCUCCAUGAUCGUCGGUUUCUUGGCCGGCAUCAUCUCUGUUCUGGGCUUCAAGUACCUCUCACCCAUCCUGGAGGACAAGCUGAAGAUCCAAGACACCUGCGGGGUUCACAACCUGCACGGCAUGCCCGGCGUCCUGGGCGCCAUCGUGGGAGCGGUCACUGCCGCUGUGGCAUCCACAGACGUUUACGGAAAAGGGAUGGGAGAUGUGUUCCCCGACGUGGCAAGCGGAAAAAUUGAAGCGUCUUACCAGGGCGUCCGUCAGGCCAUCUCCCUCGCUGUCACCCUCGGCAUCGCCCUGGGGGGGGGGCUCUUUGUCGGUUUCAUCUUGAAGCUCCCCGUCUUCGGCGCUCCGUCCGACACCAUCUGCUACGAGGACAGCAUCUACUGGGAGGUGCCGGGAGACGAGGAGGGUCACGAGGAACAGUUGACCGCAGUGAACACCGCGGAGACUGAGAAGCUCAACAGUUAGACACACACACACAUGUACACACACACACACACACACACACACACACACUGAGGUUUUUACAUCCCAGCACUUGAAUUCUGUUGUAAAAAAAAAAAAACCCUCCAACAUCCUUAUUUUAUAACAAUACAUGUCCCCGCACAACGUGCAGGUCAUUGGCAGCUGUGGCCGCUAGAGGGCGACCUCGGGUCGUGUCACUCUGAGCUGCAGGCCUGUGAGAGAAAGAGUGCAUUUGGGAAAUGAUGUGUCUUAUUUGAUGAAAGAUGCCGUCUAAUUGUUUCUCCUGAAUCUAUUAGACAGAAUCUAACGUCAGCAGCCGGUAAAAAACCAAAGACAAACAGACUCCUUCAGAGCCACGAGCCUCCAUUCAACUCUCUUAAUAUGAACAAAAACCUUUUCAAAUAGUUUUUUACUGGAAACCAAUUAUGUUUUCUUCUUCAUUUUAAAUACGGGAUUUUCAUGCAAAACAAUGCAGAUGUUUUUUUAAAUGUGUUUAUCUCCUAAUACUUUAGGGUUGGGACUUCAUUUGUUUUAUUAUACUGUGUGAUUAGGUGGAGAUAUUACGGUUGCUUCAGUCGUGUACCUUUUUAUUCAUUGUAUGUUGGAGCAGAAAGUCAACAGAUGUUUAAAUUUAUUUUUGGCUUAACUGAUUAGCUGAAAGCUGCAUUCACAGUUUGAAACAAUUUCAUGGGAAUUGGAAUAAUAUUGGAACAUGUUUUUUGACAAAAUAUAUUGUUGUGCGUUUUGUGUUUUGUCUCAUUUGUGUCAUACGACAAGAGGUCGAUAAAUAAAGAGGAGAAGUCAGUGAUCGUCAUGAAUCACAAUAUUGACAGAAAGAAAGAAACAAAUAAGUGAUCGAUUCUUGUUGUUCUUUGUCCUCUGGAAGUCUGUCACUGUUCAGCGUUUUAUAAUGUGAGUCAUCUUCUAAGAUGUAGUAGAGAGGAGAGAGCGAUCAAGCCUGUGCUUGUGAUGAUGAAGGCCGGUCAUUAUUACUUUCUUAAUGACUGCGCAGCGAUCCCCUUGGAAGAGGUUAAAGCCUCCGAUCGCAGGUGGGGAUCUUCUCUCACCGCCUCAUUUAGACGGUUUCACCGUCAGGGAUCACACGGGCGAAGGUGUCCUUGUUAGAAUCUGGUCUCCUCAGGGCCCGGGUAUGACAGGUGAUUAAUGCCACUGAGGAGGAACAGGAGGAAGAAGUAUCAAUAACUAAAAUUUGAUUCAUUUUACCUGGAAAAAAAAACACUUCUCAUGAGUUCUUAAGAAGAUUCAGUCUGAGCGAGAUGAUGUUAAGAAACAUGGAACCAACAGGAACCUCGUCUCGUAAAGAGUAUCCUCCACAGUCACAUAAACAUGUCGUCUCACAAUCUCUUUCUUCAGCACAAAAAGUAAGAACCUAAAAUCACGUCUUUAUUGCUUUUAAAACCUGCAGCUUUUUGUCUUUUCUCAUCAUUAUUUCAGUCUGUUAAUAUCUUAACUCAAGCCAUCUAUUAGCAUACCUUAAUGAUGUCCGUCCUCUUCGCCUGCCUCUCUGUGGCAUUAAUCACUCCUCAUACAAAGGGCCCCUUGCAGGCUGCAGGGGCCUUGUCCGACCCCCCCCACACACACACACUCACACACACACACUCAUUUUGGUGAUGGUACCUCUGCGUGAACAGGCGCCGCAGCCUUUUCCCAGGAAGGAGCAGACAGGUGGACAGCUGUUUACUGAAUAGGCGCUCUUACUGAAGAGCUUAAUUGAGCUUCAUAGGGCUAAUUAAAAUGCAGAGAAAAAUAUCCAUGAUUAUGGUAAUUAUUCUAUUGUCUAAUACAUCUUCCGGAGAUGAGCUUGUUUGGCAUCAUACCUGCAAUAUGUUGGAGGCCCUGGAAAUAUAGAAAUAGAGAUUUGUGUCUGUGUGUGUGUGUGUGUCUAUAAUUAUACAGAUGAAAUGUUAAUUGUUUUAAUUUCUGUUGCUUAAGAUCUAUUCUGUAGUGAGCUGGUAUAAUGACUUGCAUAAUAAUGUCUAAUUAAAGGCUGCAGAACAAAUCGU